Perkinsus marinus ATCC 50983 is the source of this 792-nucleotide messenger RNA. RefSeq lists its product as hypothetical. Gene Ontology annotation, biological process: proteolysis. Gene Ontology annotation, molecular function: metal ion binding; aspartic-type endopeptidase activity. Bases 1 to 792 code for a protein of 263 amino acids. NCBI's taxonomy places the organism in Eukaryota, Perkinsozoa, Perkinsida, Perkinsidae. The record is from RefSeq and is a predicted model, not a curated record. The transcript is spliced from 2 exons.
AUGCCCAUCCUGGCUCUGGCACCAAGGAAUGCAUGUCGUCUCUGGGCCGAGACAGGGAAAUGUCGCUUUGGAGAUCAGUGCCGCUUCCAACAUGGCUCCCACGCUCAAAACAAAGGGGCUGGAGGAGCUUCCAAUAAGGACAAGGGGCAAUUACGUGCAGUAUCGGUGGACGUGGCUCCAGGUUAUGGCGACGAUGUGGCUAAGGAGUCUGACGAGGCACAGGAAGGAGUUAUCCAACGACUCUAUGCUCUGCCAGAACCAGGCUCUGAUUCUGACGAGGUAUUCUCUGGCCCAACGGUUACAUUGAUGUUGUCCGACGGUUCUGCCCCGCUGAGGGGGUUGUUGGACAGCGGAGCGGCUCGGAAUUAUAUCUCUCUGCGCGAGACGUCUGCACGCGGCUGGACGAUCGGGCCCACUACCGAGACUGCUAGGUUGGCUGAUGGUACCCGGAGGUCGCUCCAUGGGAAGGUCGAAUUGGAGGCAUCGGUCGGAAGCCGUAAGCAGAAGCUCACUUUUUACGUCAUAGAGGAGGCGGGGCCCGGAUUGUCAGCGCCUCCUUGCAUUUUGGGAGUUCGUGCUAUGUGUCAGCUGUCCAUCUCCUUGGAGUUCUUCGAGCACAGGGGUGCCCGAUGCGUGCGGGUGAGGGUCGGCGCUGAGAAUAAGCCCACCCAGGUCGGCUCGCCGGGCAAACCUCUCACGGACCGUGACCGCAUCAUUGACCGUGAGUCACGGUCAAUGAGGCGGAUGCGCGCGGACGCUGUGGGUCGGUGUCCAUCCUGGGUGAGGCCCUGA